CACUGUGUUAAAGCGCGGUUUUGGCGGAGUGACUUUACAGGCCUGUUCUCAGAACUUUACACUGAGUGAAGCGCCGGUUCGCUCCGUGUUUAACAGUGUUUAUUAACCCGCGCUGUAAGAAUGACUCAGCGGCCGGUCGCUGUGGUCUGAGCCAUGAUCCUUGAGUGCAGAUCCAGCUUCAGUAGGUCGAGAGUAUAAAGUUAGAGGGGCGUUUAUUUUGAUCUAGCUAAAGGUCACGUGGAAAGGUUUUGCUGAUCACCUGUAGGAUGAUUAAUGCACUGAAGAGUGUAAGACACUUGGCCACUUCAACAGUGAAGCACACAGUGUCCGAGUUCCGUAUGCCUGUGCCAUGGGGAGAGAUGAGGGGGCGAAUUUGGGGACCAGAUCACGGGCGACCAAUACUGUGCAUUCAUGGAUGGUCGGACAACAGUGGAUCCUUCAACACCCUGAUUCCUCUACUGCCCAAUGAUUGGAGGUGUUUGGCCAUAGAUCUUCCUGGUCAUGGCUUUUCUUCACAUAGGCCUCCUGGAGUUUUCUACAGCUUCCCUUAUUAUAUUGCAGACCUGAGACGAGUUGUUGAAGCUCUUCAGUGGAAGCGUUUCUCCAUAAUCGGACACAGUAUGGGUGGAAACAUAGCUGGAUUGUUCAGUGCGAUGUAUCCGGAGAUGGUGGAUGCUGUGGUGCUCCUGGACUCUUAUGGGUUUCUUCCAGCGGACGUGAAAAAGAUGAACACCAACCUGAGGAAAGGUAUGGAUGAACUGCUCGAGUAUGAAAAGAAGAUGGAUGACAGGAGAGAAAGGAUCUACGCGUAUGAGUCGGCCAAAGAGAGGCUGAAGGCUGCAAAUCCCACUCUCUCAGAUCAGUCUGUUCAGAUCCUUUUGGAACGAGGAGUUCGGCAGGUGGACAGUGGGGUGGUGUUCACCAGAGACAUCAGAAUCAACUUAACUAAUAUUGCAAGGAUGGACUUGGACCAGAGUCUUCGACUGCAGGAACAGAUACAAGCUAAAGUGCUAGUGAUGCGGGCAACCGAAGGUUUGACAAUUACCUUUCCCCAACCUGAAGAAUUUAUGGUAGCCAUAGAAAAGGGCUGGGAGGAUAAAAAUAACUCCAUUGUGGUAGUUGAAGGAGACCAUCAUGUCCACUUGAACAACCCGUCAGUCGUGGCACCACUCAUCACAGAAUUCCUGCAGUCUGUGGCACCAGAACACAUGUCCAAUCAAGCUGCCAAACUAUGAAAAACCUCUCCACACACACACACACACACACACACACACACACACACAGAGUACUUCCAUAUUCACAACCAUGCACCCUCAGUUUGAACACAAUAACAGUGCUCAUUCUUUUCUGUUGAUUCAAGUCUAAGUGCCAUACAUGUGUAUGAAAAUGAACAAAGUUUGGAUUAUUUACUAUUUAAACGCUGUACAUGGGGGUCUUAUAGAGACCCCAGCACUGACAGAUUUACACAGAUCAAGAUCAUCUUAGCGUUGAACAGAUUGUGUUUGGGCCCAAUCAAUCUUAUAUCUAUAAUAUACAGCUCUAGAAACAAACCUUUUGAUUUUGCUAUUUAUAGAUACAUGUUUGAGUAAAAUGAACAUUGUUGUUUCAUUCUAUAAACUAUAAAAAUAUUGCCAUUUAAAUUAUUUAUUUGCAGAAAGUGAGAAAUGGCUGAAAUGCCAAAAAAUAUGCAGAGCUUUCAGACCUCAAAUAAUGCAAAGAAAACAAAACAAGUUCAAGUUCAGAAAUCAAUAUUUGUUGGAAUAACCCUGUUUUUUUAAUCAUAGUUUUCAUGCAUCUUGGCAUGUCCCCCUCCACCAGUCUUAUACACUGCUUUUGAAUAACUUUAUGCCUUUAUUCCUGGUGCAAAAAUUAAAUCAGUUCAGUUUGGUUUGAUGGCUUGUGAUCAUCCAUCUUCCUCUUGAUUAUAUUCCAGAGGUUUUCAAUUUGGUAAAAUCAAAGAAACUCAUAGUUUUUAAGUUAUUUGUUCCAGAGCUGUACACACUUAGCAUUUUAGCAAUUUCUUCUCUAGUGCUGAGUGAUAUGACUUCAAAUCUAUAUUAUGACCUAGAAUAGUGUUUGUGCUGCUUUAAACUACAUCUCAGAAAUAUUCCCUGUUAGAACAGGGAUUGUCAACUUGCCUGCAGAAGAAUAGCUAUGACCUCCUCAUAGAAACAGAGAAUUUGUAGACCACAAACAAAUUGUAGGGAGAAAACAGCUCUGUACUUGCUUGAAACAAAUGUUUCAGUUUUUAAGCUUACAUUACAAAUGUAUCAAUUAGCUGUUGUAGUGGGAUGCACAACAAAUAAUGAAAACAAAAAAAUAAAAUAAAGUUAUUGAUCAGAUCCACUUUGAUUAAAAAAUGUCAAAUUACCAACACAAACCUUAAUACCUGGCUAACAUUUUAAAUAUCAUGGUAAAUUGUCUAUUAAAUCUGUAAAAGGUUCAUUUAGUUCUGUGGUUUCAUGUUUUCAUGUCUGUGAAUUAUUGCAGGGUUCUUAUAACGAUUAAUGAACAAUUAUUUUAAUGAAUGACAGGAUGAGUCAUGUUUUAUUGAGACAGUACACAAACUGCAAUGUGGAAAAUUAUGGUAAUUAAAGGUUCUGAAUGAAACUUUACAAAAUUUUUACAUAAAUAUUUAGAUCCAUUUAUUUAAAUAACGUGUCGCCGCAUAGUUGUUUGUACAAACACUAUGUAAAGAGUCGAUCUUUCAUCAUGAUUGAACACACAAUUACAAAUAUUGAGGAUUGUUAACCUUCCCUUUAAAGUAUUUUUAGUACAUUUUAUAUAGAGUAUUUUUUUUUCUUUGGUAGUGGGGUUGGGGCUUUUGCCAUGUCUGCAGUCCUGCCUGGAUAAGGUAAUUAAUAAAUAAAUAAAAAAAAUUGUUAAAGAC
This is a messenger RNA of Astyanax mexicanus (Mexican tetra), 2890 nucleotides long. It is a transcript of the gene serhl, whose product is annotated as serine hydrolase like. The transcript has 12 exons. Bases 267 to 1235 code for a protein of 322 amino acids. NCBI's taxonomy places the organism in Eukaryota, Metazoa, Chordata, Actinopteri, Characiformes, Acestrorhamphidae. The record is from RefSeq and is a predicted model, not a curated record.